CACGCCUAUGUACGUGAAGAAACAGACUGGAGAAUGAUGUGUAGUAUGCAGCCACGGAGGCUGGUGGACGUUUGUAUUGAUUAUGUUUGCAAGUCUUUCCAAUAUUACGUUGAAGAAGUUAAUGAUCUCACUUCGGGAAGUGGAACAUCGCACAAGUUUGCGUCAGCAGUUGUCUUACCUCUCAAAGUAGUCGAACGAAUGCUCAUGCGUCUCAACGAGCUAAACCAAAUAGAAAACUACGGCCUAUUACUUCUUGAUCAUUGUGGUGUAUCGGGAGGCCUGAAGAGGGUACGACUGCCGGGCUGUUUUGUCACAACGUCUCACUUGUUGUCGUCAAUUUCAGAUUUUCGGUAUCUUACAGACAUAAAUUUAGGAUUCUGUCACGGUCUCCCUGCUAACAGUAGAGCUAUAGAGCGCUUUACAACUUCAGCAACUCAACUCCAGUCACUCAAAUUGAAUUUCAUUGAUGGUGAUUUAGGUUUUGAACUACUUCCAUUCUUUACUGCCAUGAUAGACCUCGACCUUAGUGGCACUCAGUUGAGCACACGACAUCUUGAAGUAGCCAGCAAGGCAAUGCACUGCUUGGAGAGUUUGGAUGUAUCGAGUACACAAGUAACUUUGUUAGAUGGCUUGAAAGCUGCGGAAUCACUGCUAAGUCUUAGAUCAUUGGGUCUUCAUGACUUGGUUGUGUCGUCAACAUCUAGUAAGACUGAAUCAGUUGGUCAAGCACAAAGUGCUCUUGUUUCAUCAUUAGGUGCUCUCAAGAAGGUCACCCAUCUCGAUGUGUCAUAUCCCACAUUUUCUUCGAGUGCAUCUUUAAACGGAGAAGUUUUUUUAAAUGCUGUGUUGACAGCACCUCCUGCUUUGACAGAAGUUGAUGUUUCAGACAUAGUUCCUGAUGAGAUUCUGAAACAGGAAUUAGAAAAGUCACCACUUCUGACUCAACUAAAAUAUGUUGGUUGUAUCUCUUUGGAUUAUAAAUUUGUUACAGAGCUACAGGCUGUUGCUCCUCAUUUAUCCAUCGGCUCUCUGCAUUGUCUCCCAAGACAUGCUGGUAGUGUGCUUCGAUCUCAAUAUCUAAAACGUCUUUUGGUGAUGCAAAGUUUUAUGAAGGAGGAUUUUUGCAGGUUUCUGCUUGGUCAGGUUACAGAUAAUCUUAUCUUGACUCGCGUGGGAGAACUGUCACUUUCAGCUCUUUGGUUGUUUCGUUGCCAUUCUGAGUUGUUUGCAUCGGCCAUAUACCUGGCUGCGUGUUGUGUUUAUCAUUAUGGUGAAUUGCCACAAUUUGCUUCAUUGAUUCAUGGCUAUCUAGAGUUCAUUUUGGCUGACUUUAAUAGUUUGCCUGAAUUUCAGCACUUAUGCUUGCCACUGCUACAACAGUGCAUGUCAAGUAUCAGAAAACAUUCUGGUUUGUCUGUUCGAGUGUCUGCAUGUCUUGUUCAUGCUGUCAGAAAUUUUAAUAGCCAGAUGACAUGUUCUGAGUAUGACAUACUUCAGACUCUCCACAGAAUUGUUUCUUGGAACAGCUUUGAUGUUCGUUCAAAGGUUAACUUUUCCAUUGGCACUCUAGAGCUGCUCAUUUCUCGAUUAAAGCAUUGGUCGAGGAAACCAAUCAAAGAAAGGAAAUUAGCAUACAAAGAGUAUGCGGUUGUGGUGACAGACAUUUUGGCAGAUUUAACAGAUGGUGUGCUGAACUCUAGUCAGCACUUUGCUAAGUUGUUGUCACGUGUAGAUUGUAUAAGUUCUCUUCAACUAUCUCUUGAUGCAUUUUCAUUUAGUGACUCCAUUGUGUGGGGUAUACUGUGUGUACUUGGCAACAUGGCUGAGAAUCCAGCAGGACGUCUGGCACUUCUUUGUCAUCCAUCAGUUAUACCAAAUGGAGUCAAACACUUGUCAACAGCUUCAGUAGGUGAUAUUAUACCACUAGCAGCUUGUCAUCUCCUUGCAGUGCUACUUCAAGCAGAUGAAACUCAAUGGACUGACAGAUCACAUUCGCACAAAGACGUUUGUUGUACUCUAAUGAGAACAUUAUUAUCACUACAACUGUAUCCGGAUCAGCCAAGAAACAUUGGAUAUACAAGCAUACAACCCCUGUUAACUAUGAUGCGGUGUCAACAUGUUGAGGUUUGUUGUUUUGGAUUGUGGAUGCUUGCCAGUAUGUGUAGAAGUCCACAAGAUGGUCAUUGUUUUGCGUGUCUUAUUGAAGACAAUUGUAGUGGUCUUGACACUGUUCAUAAAGUAGACAUCCCUGACAACGUACCCAGUGUUUUCAAUGACUGCAAGACAGAUAUCAUGGAUGGAUGUAAAGAGUGGUUGAAACGAAAAUAGUGUUUUUAAGUUUUGGAGCAUGUAUACACUGUGCUUUUUAACCUUUUAUACCGAAUGGUUGAAUUAUUGUAUGUACAGUGAUUACUAGCAGUAUACAAUGAAAAGUUGACUAUUUGUAGUUGCAUGGGUUGUUUAGAUAGGUGCACACCACAAGUGAAUUCAUCUUGUAGAAGACUCUCCAGAGAGUUAUAUAAAGGUUGUCUAAGAAAUGCUGCACGUUUGUUUUGUACAA
Molecule: messenger RNA, 2560 nt
Organism: Corticium candelabrum
Lineage: Eukaryota; Metazoa; Porifera; Homoscleromorpha; Homosclerophorida; Plakinidae
Exons: 1
Coding region: 34-2328 (764 amino acids)
Source: RefSeq, a predicted model, not a curated record